ACCACCUGGUCUAGCUUCGAAAGGUUUAUCUGAACUCCGUUCAUAGCACCCUUCGUUUCUCCAACUCUCACUCUUUGUCUCACCUAAUCUCAAAGACACACAACUUCACAAGCGUAUGUUUGAACGUGGCAGCUGCGAGAUACGGCAGUGGAUCGCGCCAGCCCAACUCCCUCACAAGAAGCUGAUAAUCUCUCAGAUCAUGUCUGCCGAAGCCGCGACUGCCACUUCCCCGGCUCCCAAUGCCGCUCCCACCGCCGAUGCUGGUGAUGUGAACGGCACCAGCGUCAACACCAACGUUGCUGGUGCUGCUCCCGCCGAUCUUUCCACGCCGACCUCCGCGACAGUUUCCACCACCGCGCACCCCAACAGCGCUUCGCUUUAUGUUGGCGAGCUCGACCCGUCCGUCACUGAGGCAAUGUUGUUUGAGCUGUUUUCCCAAAUCGGCCAGGUUGCGUCCAUCCGUGUUUGUCGUGACGCCGUUACCCGACGCUCCCUUGGCUACGCGUACGUCAACUACAAUUCCUCCGACGACGGUGAGAAGGCUCUUGAAGAACUCAAUUAUACCGUUAUUAAGGGACGACCCUGCCGCAUCAUGUGGUCUCAGCGUGAUCCCGCCCUCCGCAAGACCGGCCAGGGUAACGUCUUCAUCAAGAACUUGGACACCGCUAUCGAUAACAAGGCGCUGCAUGAUACCUUUGCUGCGUUCGGAAACAUUCUCAGCUGCAAGGUCGCUCAGGAUGAGAUGGGCAACUCCAAGGGAUACGGAUUCGUUCACUACGAGACGGCUGAGGCGGCCAACAAUGCCAUCAAGCACGUCAACGGCAUGCUUCUCAACGAGAAGAAGGUCUACGUUGGUCAUCAUAUCCCCAAGAAGGAGCGCAUGAGCAAGUUCGAGGAGAUGAAGGCCAACUUCACCAACAUCUACGUCAAGAAUGUCGACCAGGACGCCACUGACAAGGAGUUCGCCGAUCUCUUUGAGAAGUACGGCCAGAUCACCUCUGCGUCCCUCGCUCGCGAUGAUGCCGGCAAGAGCCGCGGCUUUGGCUUCGUCAACUACGCCAGACACGAGGAUGCCUCCACUGCUGUCGAGGCCCUGAACGACUCCGACUUCAAGGGCCAGAAGCUAUACGUCGGCCGUGCGCAGAAGAAGCAUGAACGUGAGGAAGAACUCCGCAAGCAAUACGAGGCUGCUCGUCUCGAGAAGCAGUCCAAGUACCAGGGCGUCAACCUCUACGUCAAGAACCUCGACGACGAUGUCGACGACGAGAAGCUGCGGGACAUGUUCACUCCUUUCGGCACCAUCACCAGCGCCAAGGUGAUGCGUGAUACCACCCCUGCUGGCAGCGAAGAUGCUGCCGCUAAGGAUGAGGAGACCAAGGACGAGGCUGACAAGGAAGACAAGGAAGACAAGGAAGACAAGGAAGACAAGGAGGAGAAAGAAGAGAAGGCGGAGAAGGAGGACAAAGAGGUCAAGGAGGUCAAGGAGGCCAAGGAGAAGAAGGACGACAAAGAGGAGAAGAAGGACUCCGAAGGCGAGGACAAAGAGACCAAAAAGGACACCAAGGAAUCCGACAAGGUCACCAUCAAGGGUGAGAAGCGCGUCCUGGGCAAGAGCAAGGGCUUCGGCUUCGUCUGCUUCUCGAAUCCGGAUGAGGCGACCAAGGCCGUUUCGGAGAUGAACCAGAAGAUGGCCAAUGGAAAGCCGUUGUAUGUCGCAUUGGCGCAGAGGAAGGAUGUGAGGAAGAGCCAGCUCGAGGCUACUAUCCAAGCUCGCAACCAGAUCCGCAUGCAACAAGCUGCUGCUGCCGCAGGCAUGCCCAACCAGGCCUUCAUGCAACCCCAGAUGUUCUUCGGCCCUGGCCAACAACCCUUCAUGCCUCCCGGUGCCCGUGGCCAAGGCAUGCCCUUCCCGGGUAUGCCCCAAGCCGGCCGCGGUGGAUUCCCCGGCGGCAUGCCACCCCAGCAAGGCGGACGUGGUGCCCCGAACGCUCAGCAGGCUCCCCCCAUGUACGGCAUGCCCCCCAACAUGCCUCCGGGUGCCUAUCCCCCUGGUGGCUUCAACCCCGCCUACAUGCAACUCGCCCAACAAGCUGUCCAGGCGCAGAUGGGCCGUGGCCGUGGUGCCGCCCCCAUGGGAAUGCAGAUGCCUCCCCAGAUGCAGGGCGGGCCCGGUGCCGCGCGUGGCCAAGGAUUCCCAGCGCAAGGUGCCCAGGCCGGUCGUGGAAUGGGCGGGAUGCCGCGUGGAGGGGGACAGAUGGGUUCGUAUCCCCAGGGUGGCCGUGGUGGACCGGGAGCCCAGCCCGCACAAGGUGGUGCCCCGAUGGAUAUUGCGACCCUGAACGCGAUGCCGGCGCAGCAGCAGAAGCAGCUGUUGGGAGAGAUGCUCUAUCCCCGGAUUGAGAAGCAACAGCCGGAGUUGGCCGGGAAGAUCACGGGCAUGUUGUUGGAGAUGGAGAAUGCGGAGUUGUUGAACCUCACCACCGAUGAGUCUGCCCUCAACGCCAAGGUCCUAGAAGCGCUCGCUGUCUACAAUGAAUACGUCAAGGACAAGGGUGAGCCGGAGCCGGAGAAGAGUAAGCAGCAGGAGAAUGGCACGGAGGAAGAGAAGAAGGCCUAAUCACGCCACCCCUUCUGCAUUGUUACGACCAUCUCCUUCAACAACCCGACCUUCUCGUCACAGCACAAGUGGUCAAACUUCUCUUGCUAACGGGCCUCUCCUUCCUUUUCUUUU
Messenger RNA from Eremomyces bilateralis CBS 781.70, 2731 nucleotides. Its product is annotated as polyadenylate binding protein. NCBI's taxonomy places the organism in Eukaryota, Fungi, Ascomycota, Dothideomycetes, Eremomycetales, Eremomycetaceae. Gene Ontology annotation, cellular component: ribonucleoprotein complex. The transcript has 4 exons. Gene Ontology annotation, molecular function: RNA binding. Bases 116 to 2617 code for a protein of 833 amino acids. The record is from RefSeq and is a predicted model, not a curated record.